AUGUCUAAGGCCACAGUGAACAAGCUGCACUGGCGUUCCAAGGUGCAGGAGAGUUUUGUUCCCCUGGGAGGUGGGUCUGGGGAGCUAGGUGUGGCCAUCGGGGGCGGGGCUGACUACGGAGAGUUCCCAUUCGUCACAGCAGCACCGGGAGGCGGGGCCACAGUGGGUGACGUCAUACUGGAGAUCGGGGGUACGCCCGUCCUGGGCAUGACACUAGGAGACGUGAGAGGGGUCCUCAACUCAUGCCCCCAUCCCAUACGCAUUAAAACUGUCUCGCCAGGCUCUACUCUGUGUAAGGACCUGAGGCUGUACCUGAGCAAGUGUUUCACUCCGGGAUCCAUGGACAGCCAACUCCAGCAGGUGAUCAGGGAGAACCUGUACCUCAGAGCCGUCCCCUGUACGACCAGACAGCCUCGCGACGGGGAGAUAUCAGGGGUGGAUUACAACUUCGUCUCCAUAGAAGAGUUCUUUUCCCUGGAAGAGUCUGGAGCCCUGCUGGAGAGUGGCAAGUUCAAGGGAAACUACUACGGGACGCCCCGCCCAGUCCACAUCGGCCCAGAGAGCCCACCAAUCACGUACCAGGAACACCGGAACCUGCUCCGGAACUUCAGGACACGCAGCAAGUCGCUAAGCAACCUAGAGAAGGCUGUAGAGGAGGGCGAGAACAGUGAGGAAGAUUCUGGACUGUCAGGAGGUUCAGUAGGCAUCAGCAGUGCCCCGCCCACAGCGCUAGCUCUCAGCCAAUCCUGGGACUCAAGGGACGGCGUGGGAGAAGAGAAUGGAGGGAGUAGCAUCGCCACACGAGGUGGAGGGGCACUGCCCGAGAAUUGGGAGCUGGCAUUCAGCGACUCAGGAGAGCCUUACUACAUAGAUCACAUCUCUAAGACCACAAGCUGGCUGGACCCCAGAGCUCAGAGCAGGGAGAUCCUCAGCAAAACAGAGUUGCCUGCGUUCACGGACCAGCCGGCAGAGCUGAAGGGCUAUUCCAUCCACACCCGUCUGUCUAAAGGGCCGCGAGGGUUCGGCUUCAACAUAGUGGGAGGAAGCAAACAGAGAGAGUUUCUCCAGGUAUACAGCGUUACACCCGGAGGACCACCCGCCCUCAGCACAGCUGAUAUCCUGGUCUACAUCAAUGACAGCUGUGUCCUGGGUCUGUCUCAUAAAGAGGUGGUAGAGAUGUUGAAGUCUGUCCCCAUGGGUCACAGUGUGGACGUUGUGUUACGGAGAGGCUAUCCCAUGCUCUACAACCCAGACGGCUGUCCCAAACAACCCCUGACUCCCUCCGCCUCCUCCUCUCCUCUGGAACCCCUCAGCGCUGCAGCCACCCCUCCCUCCACAGCUACCGCUCAGCCCCUCUCCACCCCCGGUCCUGGCCCUGCCGAGCCACCCCAACCUCCCGGCCUGGCUAACCUGAACCGUACCCUGUCUCAUCACAACGGAAACUAUCUCAGAGUGGCGGGAAACUCAGGGUCGGGGCUGGACGCUAACGGGAAUGCGGCAGACCUGUUGUCGGCUCCCCCCUCCUACCCGCUGUCUAAUGGAAUCCUUAGCUCUUCCGCCAGCUCAGCCUGUGCCCCCUCCUCCUCUCACAGUAGGGGCAUCCCCCCUCCUCCCCCGCCCGAACGAACCUCCGCCUCCGCCAGCCAGAGUGACUCAGAGGAAGGAGCCUCGGGUGGAGCGACACAGAGAUGGUCUCUGAUGCGCUACAACGCGAACUCCCUCCCCACCCCCUCCUCCAUACUCCACCACCAGAGUGACUUCACCACCUCCACCCUGCCCAUCUCCGUCUCCAAUCUGCCCCUGUCCCAGCCGGACGUGUGCACCGCCACGACCCCUGGAGCCCCCUGCCAACGGCCCCCCAUGCCCCAGACCUCCCUCAUGCUCCCCUCGCCCACGGACGUCCCCCCUUGCGGCUUCAACGGCUGCCCAGCCAACGCCCAACCCCAUGGAGGCCACAGCGCGCCCAGUGAGGGAGUACCUGGUGGGGCUGGAGGAGGGGAGCUGGUCCCUGUGCCCCUAGGGAGGAGUGAGGGGGGUGGGAUGGGGUUCAGUGUGACGGCGGGGGGGCAGGGGGGGCAGCUGGCCCUGGUGAAGAGGGUCUGGGACAGAAGGCAGUGCUCCUCCCUGCAGCCAGGGGAUGCUAUAGUCAAGAUCAACGGCGCUGACGUGCAGAGUCUCAGCUUCGCUCAGGUCCAGAGGGUUCUCCAGAAACACACCAGGCAGGGAGAAGUAGUGCUGCUGGUUUACAGAGGAGGGUCGCUCUUCUCUCCUGUCUCCCCUAACCUCUACAAGCCCCUCCCCUCUCCCCUGGGCCCCUCCUCCUCCCAUGGCCUCCCAUCUGACCUGCCUGCCUCCUCCUCCACCUCAGAUGCCUUGGUGCCCCUGCACCUCCCUCACAUCCCCCAUCUCCCCCCCAGCCACAGUGACCUCUCCCCAGCCUCGCCCUCCACAGAUCUCCCCUCCCUGGUCCAGAGCACAAGCUUUCUGGACUCAGUCCCUGUAACUCUCACCCUGGAACCCAGAGACUGGGUUGGGGUGGAGAACGGUGUUGGGGCCCCGGGUGUGUUGAGGCCCCCUGGAGGUUGGGGAGGAGGAGCAGGACUGGGGGCUGUGGCCAAGGGCCAGGUGGACAGACGAGGGGGAGGGGUCAGGGGACAGGAGGUGGAGCUACGGAGACGGCCGGGGGAGGGGUUUGGCUUCAUCAUCGCCUCAAAGGACCUGGCCAAUGGGGCCUCGUCCAUGCUGUCCCACAGGUUUGUGACAGUGCGUGGGGGCAGCCCUGCGGCCCGGUCAGGUCAGAUCCAGCCGGGUGACCAGCUAGAGGCAGUGGAGGGACGGUCCGUUGUCACCCUGCCUCACAGAGACCUGGCACAGAUACUGAGACGUGCUGGAAACACACUCAGACUCACCAUCAUACCAAGACUUAACCCCAACUCCUCUAGUAUGUCAGAAGGCCCAGAGUUAGACGCUGGUGGCAGGACAAGGAAAGGCCACAGAGGGAGGCCCAAGCAGCAGGACCAGCGUUACUAUAGUGUAGACCUAGAGAGAGGUCCUACAGGUUUUGGCUUCAGUCUGCGGGGGGGCAGUGAGUACAACAUGGGCCUGUAUGUCCUGGGACUGAUGGAGGGAGGACCUGCCUCACGCAGCCACAAGAUACAGGUGAGUGACCAGCUGGUGGAGAUAAAUGGUGACAGUACAACAGGAAUGACCCACAGCCAGGCCGUAGAGCAGAUAAGAAGAGGAGGACAUCGUAUACAUCUGGUACUGAAGAAAGGAAACGGAUACGUCCCAGACUAUGACCAUGAUCCCAGAGCAGUCUCCCCCUCCUCCUAUCUCUACCCAGAGGAGCCGGGUGUGGCUGCAGUAGAUAAAACACGCUCUCUGCCAACGAAGAGCGGAAGGGUGGAUAGAGGAGGAGGACAGAGGGAGAGGGAGAAGAGAAGGAGGCAGAGGAAGGGAGGUAGUCUGGUGGAAAGGAGUAGCAGAGGAGGACGAGGUACUCCUGACACAGACCUGGAUUGUCCCGAGGAGGAGGAGGAGAAGGAGGAGGAGGAGAGUCAGGUCAUCAGCCACAGAGGUCAGAAGUCAGAGGAUAAGGACAACGGAAAAUGUACCCAGAGUUUACCCAAGAACGUACAAAGGAACUCAGACAGACAGGAGGAGGUAGUGGAGACAGUGCCGGAGGUGAGGCACAGCAGGGUCAAACAGAGGUCAAAACAGUUGAGGAGCAGGACAACACAAAGUGAGAGGAGAGAGAGGGUAGAGGAAAUAGAGGAGCUGGACAUACACAUACUUCCCUCAGCCAGUAAAACACAGGAGAAGGUGGGAGGGAGGGAAGGUGGGAGGAGGAAGAGGGAGGGACAAAGGGAGAAAGAGAGGGAGAGGAAGGCUGAGAUGGAGGUAAAGACAAGGGCUGCCGGACCUGUGGUGGAGGAUUCUGGGCCGGAAAAAAGGGACAGACCCCCAGAGAAAGAGAGAGAGCGAGCUCCUUUCUCCUUCCUCAUGCCACUGCAGGAUGGAGACGCUGAACUGUCUAAUGCAGAGUCAGGGGCCUCAGGAGCCUCCGGGGCCAGCUUCUCUGACCAGGUCAGUGUGUCUGCUGCCAGUGUCUCUGGAUCCACCGCCGGGGCCCCACCUGGGUGGGGAGAACCCAGAGAACUGAGAGGGGACCCAGGAAGCACCCAGUCAUGGUGUCGGGCCACCCAUGCAUCCCACAACCCGGGCCCCUGGAGAAGUACACAGUCACGGGGGCCCACCUACGCCGGCCCCGGGCCCUGGAUUAAACCCAGCCAGCAGAAACUGACUCAGGUGUUGGUGGGACACAGGCUGAGAGGAGGUCUUGACCUGUAGAUGAGAGGAAGAGAUGGACAACUGACUGUUCCUGUGGUGCUGAAUAACAGAAGGAGUGUUGUGGUCUUUCUGAUAACUUCCCCAAAAGCAGAAAUUCUGGUUGGAGGAUUUCCUGUUAUUCCCUCAUAAUUCCAGGGAUCCAACCUAUCGUGGUCCUGACUGGUUUGACUGGCAGCUCCUCCAACCUAUCGUGGUCCUGACUGGUUUGACUGGCAGCUCCUCCAACCUAUCGUGGUCCUGACUGGUUUGACUGGCAGCUCCUCCAACCUAUCGUGGUCCUGACUGGUUUGACUGGCAGCUCUUCCAACCUAUCGUGGUCCUGACUGGUUUGACUGGCAGCUCCUCCAACCUAUCGUGGUCCUGACUGGUUUGACUGGAAAACUACUCCAACCUAUCGUGGUCCUGACUGGUUUGACUGGAAAACUACUCCAACCUAUCGUGGUCCUGACUGGUUUGACUGGCAGCUCCUCCAACCUAUCGUGGUCCUGACUGGUUUGACUGGCAGCUCCUUCAACCUAUCGUGGUCCUGACUGGUUUGACUGGCAAGCUACUCCAACCUAUCGUGGUCCUGACUGGUUUGACUGGCAAGCUACUCCAACCUAUCGUGGUCCUGACUGGUUUGACUGGAAAACUACUCCAACCUAUCGUGGUCCUGACUGGUUUGACUGGCAGCUACUCCAACCUAUCGUGGUCCUGACUGGUUUGACUGGCAAGCUACUCCAACCUAUCGUGCAUUAGAGCCUAGGACAACAACAAGACAGGACACUCCCAUGUCCACAGCACCCCAGAUCCCCGUUAAGCCUUCUCUCGACUAGGACACUCCCCCUGUCCACAGCACCCGAAACCCCCGUUAAGCCAUCUCUCGACUAGGUCUCACCAUCCAUGCCCAUAAGUCUACCCAAUACCACUGCCUAUCUAUCUACAGUUAGUCCGCCAUCACCCUUGAUUGGUUUCAUUGGAUCUGCGGUCUAUAUCAUCACGAGUGGUAUCAUCUUCAACGUAAUCAUUGUCAUCACAAAUGUUUUAUGAUGCAAAUGCAAGGGGCAACAACAUCAACAAUUGCAUAUAUGGAGUGUUUUAGCGCCACCUAGAGGCUGUAGUGGUGUACUAUAGAUCGAAAGAGAGCGAAGCCACAACUACAGGACAUUAUAAUAUAUUAUUUUCUUAUUUGUUUCUAUUAUAUAAUUUUAGCGUGCUAUUUUAUUUUGAUAGCAUUUACAGAGACUAAGAUAAAUGACCCACGAGAGAAAUGAUUUGCCUCCUGCUUGCUUGCUUGGCCUGGAUUUUAAACUCUCCUUGAAGUCUUUCUGAUACACUAUUUUAUAGUUGUUAUAGAUGUCUGGGGGACAGUAAUUAUACUGUUAUAUAAAGUUUAUAUACUGUAAGUAUAUUUACUAUUAUAUAUAUAUAUAUAAUGACUAGUGAUCUUAUGUCUCUACAGAUCUCUACUGGUGCCUUCAUGUCUCUAGCCAAGCCGGUGUUUUACUAAAUAAAGUAUAGAGUGUGCGUCUGCACCCUUUUCCUUAUAUUACAUGCAUUCGUUUUGCAGGGACGCAGCCAUUGUCACAUAACUGAACGGAUACAUCUAGAAGCAGCAAAGACUCAAUGACUUUGAUACCAGUAAAAUACUAAAACGCGGUCGGUGAAUUGAAGAAGUGAAUCAAUGUCGUAACAAAGUGCCUCAUAGUCAAUUUUCCUUUAGAAACACUACUUUCCUUUAAAAACUACGCCUAAAGCCAUGUAGUAUCUAGAGUGUAUUGGUACACCUUGCAUUAUGGGUAAUGUAGUACUACAUAGACUAUACUACACAACACAGAGAUGUCCUGUCAGAACUAGCGAGGUGGCCCUUGUCUACUAGUCUCUGAUGCUAAUCCAUAGCGAGGUGGCCCUUGUCUACUAGUCUCUGAUGCUAAUCCAUAGCGAGGUGGCCCUUGUCUACUAGUCUCUGAUGCUAAUCCAUAGCGAGGUGGCCCUUGUCUACUAGUCUCUGAUGCUAAUCCAUAGCGAGGUGGCCCUUGUCUACUAGUCUCUAAUGCUAAUCCAUAGCGAGGUGGCCCUUGUCUACUAGUCUCUAAUACUAAUGCAUAGUGAGGUGGCCCUUGUCUACUAGUCUCUAAUGCUAAUCCAUAGCGAGGUGGCCCUUGUCUACUAGUCUCUAAUGCUAAUCCAUAGCGAGGUGGCCCUUGUCUACUAGUCUCUGAUGCUAAUCCAUAGCGAGGUGGCCCUUGUCUACUAGUCUCUGAUGCUAAUCCAUAGCGAGGUGGCCCUUGUCU
Molecule: messenger RNA, 6623 nt
Organism: Oncorhynchus nerka (sockeye salmon)
Lineage: Eukaryota; Metazoa; Chordata; Actinopteri; Salmoniformes; Salmonidae
Gene: magixa
Product: MAGI family member, X-linked a
Exons: 16
Coding region: 1-4350 (1449 amino acids)
Biological process (GO): signal transduction
Cellular component (GO): cytoplasm; cell-cell junction
Molecular function (GO): protein binding
Source: RefSeq, a predicted model, not a curated record